AGAUAUAACUUACCCUCUGACCUUAGCGGAAGUCACAAGCCAAGUUAUAACAACAUUAAAUGAAACGUAAACACUGCAUUAGACAAUCAUAUCAUGCAUGGAUUGAUGAGACCUACCACUUCUAAAUAGCUAUUUAAGCAUUUUACAGUAAGUUAUUGUUUCAGUUUGUUUAAUUUUAGGGAUUGGCAACAGUGUAAACAGUCUGAACUCGUCAAGUUGCAAGAAACACAUAAUUGCGCUAACUCGAUGGCGAUGCCGAUCAUAGAUUGAUUAAGUGAUUUUGAAACAUAGUUUUUAGUGUUUUUUUUUAAAGUUAUUACUAACUUUUUACUAUUCAGUAUUAGUUACUUACAGUUGACUUAGCAUUUGAUAAUACAUAUCUUAGACUUAAGUCUUAGACUUAGUAACAUAAUUACUUAAUACUUAUUUCUGUACAUUUACACAAUCUGCAUUCAUAAAUAAUUACUUAAUUAACUUAAUAAUAAUUUUUCAAAAAAAAGGUUUUUUUUUACCAAAUUUUUUUUCACUUUCUCUACAAAAAUAUUUUUUCAAAAUAAAUGUAUCUUCUAUAAUGUGCAACUUUUGUUUUCAUUGUGUUUUACAUUGCAUUGAGAGUGUGUGCUGAAAAUUUGGUACCCUUAUCGUUAAAAAUAAAAAAGUUAUGGGUCAAAAAGUGGAAAAAAUUGAAAAGUGGGUCACAAGUUUUUUGGGUCAAAUAUAUAGCAUAAAAAAUUUGACAAAAAAAUUCAUAACUCCAGUUCUAUAAAAGAUAGAAAGAUAAAGUUGGUGUUGUUAUAAAGCUUAUGGCUAGCCCUUUAAAAUGAUGUAUCAUUCAUGGCAAUCGGACAAUAUUUAAAUUUUGUGUCAAAGUACCUAACUUAAUACUUAUUUCUGUAAAUUUACACAAUCUGCGCCACAAUGGCCACAUAUUUACCAUGGCCAUGGCCGCCAUCUUUGUUUCCAUGACCUGUCUCGAAUGAUCAAUCAUGGGUCAUGACAACCAGGAUGGUGGUCGUGUAAAAAACAUGUAUGCUAACAUGGGAACGAAAAGAGAGAAUGUGCUACUUUGCUAAUUAAUUACAGAGAGAAACGAACAUAAGAAGAAAACAUCAAAAGUAAAAGUUAAUGAAAUAAUUUCAUCAAAUAUAUUAAUAUCGGGGCGAACGCAGCAUCUUUAUUUUAUCACUCUAGAUAUGUGGCAAGAAGUGUCAAUGAGCUGUGCUUGCCCCCUUUCCUGGCAUACUUUCUGCUGGUACAUUAAUUUCAGGCAAAGAUAGCAAUUUUACUGUAUCCCUCCAUAUUUAGGACAAGAAGUGUCACCGACCUGCCCUUUCCUGCCCUAAUUUCAGCCAGUAUAUGCUCCUUCCCCUCAUCUAAAACAGUUGUUCUACAUUCUACAGUAAAAAAAUUGUAAAAAUUAAGAAAAACAAUACAAAAUAAUUUUUAAAAUAAUGAAAACCCAACUUACAGUUUCAAAGAAUAAACUUUUACCCACUUUAUUUCAGGUUCAACCUAAAAGAAAAUCCAAAAGUUGUCAGAAAAUCAAUACAAACAAUACUAUACCGUGUAUCCAUUUACCAAAAUGCCGGAAAAUAUAAACAUUACAAUUAACCAACCAAUGAAAUUAUAAUUUCUAACAUUAAAGAAAAGUUAACUCUAGUAACACUAACUCAUUUACUGUUGAUGAGGAAUGCACGCUAUCAUUUAAACAUCAGUUCAACAAUUUCCCUAGACUGUGGCUUGUACCAGACUUCACACAUUCACUCAUUUAAUAGUAGUUUGAAUUGAGAAUGGGAGGUCCAAUAAGCCCUAGGCCUAGAGUAAGCUCCUCAAUGAUAAGACUCAACGACUCAAGGCUUAUUAAUGGACUAUUCAAUAGCUUCAAAAAACAAAUAUUAGCUAGAUCAGUGGUGGCCAGAGCCAUUUUUAAAAUAAAAAAAAAUGGUGAGAGCCGCAUUGAAGCACUAUGGGUCACGACCCCACUCGCAAUGAAAAAUUCCUUUUGUGAUUUAUUUUUAAAAAUUACUUUUUAUACGAAUUUAAUGAUUUAAACAUUUCAAUUGUUUUAACCCUAACCGUAUGUUGAAGAAAUAUAUGCGUUACAGUUACACAAUUAACAAAUAUUUAAAUAUGUACAAUUUAUGAAUAGAAAUAAAUUGUUUGCGAGCCGCGGUUUGGCCACCGUUGAGCUAGAUCGUCAAUGACUUGUGUACUUUAUUUCACAUGAGUCUGACAUGAUAAUAUAAAUUUCAAUUCAAGUGCUGGCUAACUUAUGCCUACACUAUCCCGUACCCCCUGAGCUUCUUGUGUAUGAGUGAACUCCUCCUUCCUAUGUUGUUAAGUCGUGAAUCAUUACUAGAGUUCACUAUUCUUUUUUUAAAUAUAUUUAUACACUGAUGGAAUGUUUUGUUUGAUGAAUUUUUAACACUUAAUAUUAAUUAUUCAUAGCGAGGUUAAUUAAUACUGGUACAUGUAUUUAAAAACAUAUAUCUAGUUUUUGCUGGACUGAGUCUGAUCAUUUAAUUUAUUGAUCCCUUUUAGAUUUUAUUUAUGGUGGAACCAGUAAAUUGUAAUAAAGUGUGUAAAUUUGUAUUCAAUGAAACUGUAACUUGGGUUUUCAUUAUUUUGAAUAUUUUAAAAGUGAUUUUAAUCUUUUUAUUUAAUUUAAGCUUUUCUCCCGACUGUGUGUAACUGUAGCACAGAAACACAUGGUUAAUGCCAGGAGAGCUUAUUUUAAUGUUAGCGAGACACUGAUGUUUGUAAGGGACAUUUAGGGUUCAGGCUAGAUGUAAUUAUAUAUUUUUUAGCGUUAGGGAGACACCGAUGUUGAGGUAGGGACAAUAAUUGUCAUGUUAGGGACAUUUAGGGUUCAGGUUAGUUAUAGUGAUAGAUUUUAGGGUUGAAGGGUUUUUCGGAAAAAAAAUAUUCAGUUAAUUUUGAAGAUUCACAAAAUCAAGAUUAAUAUUUAAAAAAUCAUUCUCAUACUCAUAUCAUUUUCAUUUGACUCAGGAAGUAACUUAUUCACACUGUCUCCAUCAUGCCCCCCCUCCCCCCCUCCUUUUUCCUGUUGGGUGAUAAUUUUUUUGACAUAUCUCUUGUCUUGGCAGACAAAUAGUGGCUGCGUAAACAAAAAUAGUACCCAAAAUGGGGGAACAAGUGGUACUGGACAUCAUAAAUUUACCCAACUGCCAUAGACAUAUUUUAUAGACCAUAGCCAGUGAUUCUAUAUUUGUGCUUUUAAUUAUAAACUUGCAAUCUCAGAGGUUUCUAUAAAACACAUUAUUCGUAGCUAUAGGAUGAGAAAAAUACUAGCAUAAUCCCAUAAUUAUUUAGUUAUAUUUGGAGCUAAGCGUGUUUUAAAAAAGAAUUUAAAAUUAAUUAAUGAAUUAAUUGCUGUCAUUCGGAUGUUAACAUUUUCUUUAAGAACACCUAAACUUAAUUUUUUGUUGUUGUGAUAACACAAUUUCUUAAAUGGUUGUUGUUUUAGCUCAGAAUGACUGUAUUAAAUUAUUAAAAACCUAUCAAUAAUGACAUAAUUCUAUUAAUUUAAAAAAUAUACGAAUGAAUACAAAUAAAAUAUGCCAUCACAUUUAUAUUAAAUUUAUUAUGCUAAAUGAGAUUACCACAGUAUCAUCACCCAGCUACAAUAUCAUAACCAACACUAUCGGCACCAAAAUUUAAGCCAGUCUAAAUGCAGAUAAAUUCUUGGUAGGCAGAGCUAUAAGAAUAGGUCUUAAAAUGGAAGUGAAAUAAUAAAGUGUUACAGAAAAAUAAAAAGUUAGAUGUAUUAUAAAUUAUUAAUGACACACUAUGAAACAAAUCUAUUUUUUAAAUACUUGAAAAUUUUACAUCUAUUUAAUCAUUCCCCCCAACUCUUCUAGGGCAUAAUCUGGGAUAGUAAAAAUGGAAACUCCUCCCAUUGAGGAGACCGCAUUGGGUGGCAUGAAACUGACUGAGCAGACAGAGAAGGAGGCUCUAGACCAUAUAGAAGAAACACCAAGCCAAGACCAGUCUGUAAAGGACUGUGAUCAGAACAUCUCAGCCAAUGCCCUUAGGGAAGAAACUGCGUACUCAACCCAGACAUCGGAAGGGGGAAAUUCAUCAUCAAAUGAAGUUGCGCAGAAGGGAGAUAAACAACCACACUCUGAGCUGAAACUUAGCUAUGAUGCAGAGUUAAUGAUGAAUGGUGUUUAUCAAGACAGUGAGUUUUCAUUUGUUCAAAAUGUACACAUUUUUUAAUCUCGUCACUGAAUUUUAACAUUUAUUUCUUUGUCAUUUUACGACUGACCUUUUUUUUUUCUCCUGACUCCAGCCCUCUUUAUAAAAAGGAACUACUAGUGCUUUGAUAUAAAAAAAAAACAAGUUGUGAUAGUUAAUGGAAGAUUCUGCCUCCUCUUUAGAAUAAAACGUAGAAUUUUCUUAUAUGCAGCAUAUGUUGAAGUCAUAUUGUGAUAUUGAAGUUAUAUUUUAUGUUGAAGUUGAAGUCAUAUUAUGAUCCCCACAGAUAUUAAGGAAUUAACAUGUUUAUUUUAAAAUUUCCCAUACUUUUAAAAUAUUUUUUAUGUACACAUCACACCUAAUAUCUUACAAAUUUGUCUGUAAUAAUUAUUAAGUUGUGUACAUAUAUUUCAUAUAUUUUCUAGAGUAGCAGACUAGGGACUUUGUCAUUUCUGUUCCAUCUUAAAAAAUUGUCAAACAAUUAUCACACUCAAGGAACAUUUGUUGUUUUAUACCCAGCCGAUGUGUCUGUCGACCCUGCUACCAUUGAUUUAUUAACUAAUGGUUUCAUUGCAAGAUUCAUGCCGUCACUGCAAAAGACAAAGUCUACGAUAGACCAAAUUAAGUAAGUUACCAUCUCAAACAGUAAACCGUUACUUAAAACAGAUGUAGCUUGAGAUCAUGCUGCAAACACAUUCUUAAUUGUUUUUUAAAUUAAUUGAGACACCAGUCGGGCUAAAGUGUAAGGUUCUUGAUGAACUCCUAGUUUUUUAAGAUAAUAAUUGAUGGACUGCAUUCAAUUUGUGUAAAAGAAAUAUGAGAACAAGGUAUGUCAAACUUGAAUUCAUAAACAGGACAAACAAGUGGAUGAAGGCUGUAACCCCAACGUCAAAAUCGUUUGUCCUGUUUAUGAAUUUGGCAUACCGUGUUCUUAUCUUUAGUUUAUUUUAGGUUACUUGCAUGUUCUAGCACAUUGAAUUCUAAAACAUGAGGCCAGUGAUAUCGAUCUUCUUAAACUAAUAUUGGUAGCUGAUUGCCAGAGCUAUGAGACAGAAAACAAGGAUUGAGAUAGCCAGACGAUGAAAACCAAACAUGCACAUUUUAGGCCUUCUUUCCUUACCCUUUGUGAGGUUAACAGCACACUAUUAACCAAAGUAAACCGUUAAUGCUGAAGUCAAACGUAGUUGGCACAAUCAUAAAAGCUGUAGAUUUAUUGAAGAAAAAAAUAUUGAAGCUAUCUUAAAUUUUUAAAUAUUUCAUUGAAAUAGCCAGAAGUAGCAACAGUGAUAUUUUUUUUUAGCUAACCCAAAGAUUGAUGGAACUAUGUGAAACUAAGUGUGGGGAAAACCUUGAAAAAAUGAUGCAACAAAACAGCGAACGCGUCUGCAAGAAGCCUUCUUCAGCGAACGAACAACAAAUAUAACAAUUAAAAAUAAACACUUAGCUGACAUGUUGUAUCCUAGAGGACAGCUAAAGGAAUGUAGUGAUUGAAGCAAUUUUUUGUUUGUGAAUGAGCUUAGGAAAAAAAACAACAAAGUUGCUGUCUUAUAAAUCUUUCAGUAGCACCACUGCAUCAUCACACGUUAAAAGUCCCUAUAAGCUUGGUAGGAACCUAAAAUUUAAUUGAAAUAAUUUUUCAUCAACAGAACUAGUCAAUCAGUACUAAUAGAGACUGUCCAGCAAGAGACUACAAAGUUUACAGAAUGCCAAGCACUAGUGGAAUUGGAGAAAACAGUGAGUCUGCAGUUACAAAGAUACCGGGCAUUUUUUUUUCCUUCAUUACACUAAUUGAUGAACCCACAAGUCAUUUCUGUGUGCAGUUCGCUUGUAGGGGCUCUUUGGCCAAGACUAUAAAAAUACUUUCUUAAGUUUAGAAUUUUAUGAAAAAUAAAAUUGUGCUUCAUAAACUUAUUCCUGUUCAUGAUUUUUGAACAGACCUCAUGCAUGAUCCAUUUAUUUGGAUUUUUUUUUUUUUCCCUUCUUUCAGAUGGCAAAGGCCAAACUUUAUCACAAUAAGUUGAUUAAGCUGAAGAGAGACAUGUCCAACCUGCAUGAUAAAUCCAAAAAGCUAAAGGUUGGUGACACACAUCAUUAAGAAAUUAAACCUCGUAGGAGCCACUUGUGAGAUAAUGUUUGCACAUGUUAUUAUUUCCAAUACCAGUUAAUGUUAUUAAUAUAACUCUUUCUAAGCUAAGUUUCCUUCUGCCUUCGUACUGACUUAACUUCGGGUGAAUGAAAAAAAAGUGAAUUGUGAGGACAGAACUAAUGCUAAGAAAGUGGGUUAAACUAGUUACUGAAUAUUCAUUGUUGAUGGGAAAAGAAAUAAACUAAUGAAGCAUGCAAUAAAAAAAAUUAAUUAGUGCACAGCGUUUAAAGAGAGAGGUCAUAGAAUAUCCUGUUUCCAUAUUAAAAAACUACUGUUUAUACAUCCGUUUCUUUUUCGUUUAUCAAAUCAAUAAUUCCAACACUUUCAUCCCCCCGAAAUAGACAUUUUGCAUUUAUUUAUUGGUGCAAGUAACUGUAAAAUGAGGUUCAAGCGUAAUAGAUAAGGACAUGUUAUUAUUGCCCCAAGUCAUUUCAUUAGCGCUGGGUCCAUGCAAGCUGUAACUGUGGCUCACAAGAAAGAUAAUGUAAAAUAGAUGAUAGGAUAAUAAUAUACCAUUUUUUUUCGUGGAAAUACAUUUUUAUUAAUUCUUUGAAGAAACUUAAUUUGUACACACGAGAUUCACACAUUUAAAAAAAUUAUUUUUAUUUUUUUGCCAUUUAAUGUUUUUUUUUUUUGAUUGUCGUUUUUGGUAGAAACGAGCUGUAAAGCUUCAGCAGCAGAAGCAAAAAGAAGAGCUGACAAGGGCGCACAACUUGGAGAAAGAGUAUGAGAAGGAGAGAAUGUUGACAGCAAGAGUUGCUUCUACUUCAGAUUAACUCAGCAAUCAGUAACUUGAGCUAUUUUCUGUUGGUCAUUGUUAUGUUAAUGUUGAUUCCAUCAUCUUGUUGAAAUUCGCAAUUAUAUGGGUCGUAUGGGAUCAUUGGAAAAUUAAACAAUUUUUGUAUGAAAUUUAUGUGUGAUGCAUGGAAUUUGGAAAUUAAAUGUGUUUUGUAUGGAAAUCGGUCAGUAAGUGUGUUAUAAAUAGAAAUUGCAUGUGUAAUACACAUGAAAUGAUGCUUUGAUGCUGUUGGCUGGACAAUAUUUACUAGUGAUUUUAACAUAAUCGAUUUUUAAUAUGAUUGUUAAGGAUAUUUUAAAAGAAUAAAAAAAUUACAAUAU
Molecule: messenger RNA, 7483 nt
Organism: Lymnaea stagnalis (great pond snail)
Lineage: Eukaryota; Metazoa; Mollusca; Gastropoda; Lymnaeidae
Source: the annotation of a GenBank genome assembly